AUGGAGGAAGACCAAAAGAGAUUUAUUGAAAGAGGUUCCCACAAAGGAAAAGGAUUAGCAGUUUUCACUAGUGGAGGUGACUCUCAAGGUACUGGACAAUUUAUACUUUAAUAUACAUAGUAAUAUAGAGAUAAAUUAGUUCAAUUAUAAUUAUUUGUCUUCAUUAUUAUAUUUAAUUUAUGAAAUUACUAUAUAUAAUAUAACUUGAUUGUAUACCUUACAAAUAAUUACUUACCUAAUACAUUUUUGAUUAUACAAAUAAAUGUAUUGACAUUGUCUGUUAUUAUAAUUAAAAAUUAACAAUUAUUAGUUAGAAAAUAAUUAUUGGGUACUAUUAAACUUUGAACUUUACUAGUACUUUAAAUUUCAUUAUUUGAUGUUUCUAUUGUUUAAUUAUGAAUAUUUAUCUUCAUUUUAAGAUUUAAUUUAUGAAAUUAAAUUACUAUACAUAGUAUAACUUAAUUGAUUGUGUAGCUUAAAAAUAAUUGCUUAAUCCAUUUUUUACUAUACAAAUAAAUCUAUUAACACUGGAUAUGCCUAUUAUUAUAAUUAAAAAUUAAGAAUUAUUAGUUAGAAAGUAAUUAGUAGGUACUAUUAAACUUUGAACUCUACUUCAAAUUUCAUUAUGUGUUGCCCUGAUUAAUACUAUAAUAUGUACUAGUAAUAUUUACAGUUUUUAUUGUUGUCAUGAGUAAUCUGAUAAUUAUAAAAUAUUAAAACUUAUAUUAACAUAUUUAUUAUACUAUAUUAAAAAAUUGUUCUUAAUGAAUAUAUUUAUUUUUUAUUUUUCUGUUAAUUUGUUAUAUUUUUCAUGGGUAGACAGAUAGUUUGUAUAAUAUGCAAAUCAUUAAGUUUUAUAAUUAUUAUUUGUUAAUUAUUUAAGCAAGUAGUGCCUAUAAUAGUUAUACCUAACUUUGGUAACACCAAUGAUUAGUUGAUAUAUAUAUAUAUAUAUAUAUAUAUAUAUUAACUUUAUUAAUAGUAUAUGCUUUGAAUAAUAGUAAAAAUUAAAAUAUGAUGGAUAUAUUAUUAUUUUAUAGUACCUAAUAGUAUUAUUUCAAAAUACUACAUCAAGUUUGAUAUAUUUAUACAUCAAUUUAGUACUAGAAAUAGUUUUAUGUAUAACUUUUGAGUAAUUUGUAUCAAUAUUUUUAGUUUUAUUAUACUUAAUCUUUGAAAUUUGAUUGUAGUAAAAUUAGUUUUAUGUUUUCUAUGCCUUUCUUAUUUCAAUUUAAAAUUUGAUUUUAAUUAUUAAUCAUGAUAACAUUAAUUAUUUUGAAAAUUACUUUUACUAAUAUUUUUUACAGGUAUGAAUGCUGCUGUUCGGGCCGUUGUUCGUAUGGCCAUAUACCUUGGCUGCAAGGUGUUUUUCAUUAAAGAGGGUUAUCAAGGUAUGGUAGAUGGCGGGGAUAAUAUAGUAGAAGCUAACUGGUCUUCUGUAUCAUCUAUAAUACAUAAGGUGUGUUGAUUAAAUCAUAAAAUUUACAGGUAUAUCCUUUAGCAGAUAUGUUUAUAUAAGAAAUAUGUUCUCAUAAAUAUGUAUUAUUAUUGAAUAUGCACUGUGUGUUACAAUCAACUACAUGUUUUGAAUUUGUAUUAGUUUGUCAGUUGUAGAUAAAAGUUAUCUAUAAAGAAUGCACUAAAAAAAAUUAAUAAAAAUAAUUUUAUCUUGAGUAAAUUUAAUACAUAAUAUACAUAUAACGACCAAAAAGUAUCUAUUAAUAUUUUUUAAAUUUUAGAAAUUAUUAGUGAUUACAGUUGGACCUUAAUUAUGUAAUAAGUAAUUGUAGAUUAUAAUUAAAUUUAAAAAUCAUAUAAAACCUAUAUUAGGUAUAUUGAUAUUAAAAUACUGUACCUUCAUAUGCUACUGCUGUGGGAGAGAAGUAGGAAAGUUAUAUAUAUCGGGUAAUUCAAUUUAAAUUAUGAAUAUAACAAUAAAUCAAUGUGAAUAAAAUUUGAUUCUGAGUGGUUAAACGUUUUUUGAUAAUAUCAAAUUGAAAAUUAUAUCCAUUUGUAGCAGUAAAUUAAUUGAAAAAUAUUUGGGUGUUUCUUUUCAGUGUAUAUUUACACAAUCUAUCAUUGUUAUACUCAUUUUGACCUUCAAAUAACCCCUAGCUGAGUUGAUACUAACAACAGAGUCAUAACAGUCAUCAUAUCUUGAUAAUUUCACAACAAAAUUAUAAUAACUUUUUUUCUGAAAAAUAUUUUAUAAAUUUAUAAAAGAAAACUCGUUUUCUCACACUUCAAUAAUUAAAACGUUAAAACUAUAUUUAAUUUGUACUAUGUAAAAUAAUGUAUUUUACCUAUCACAUAAAAGGCUCUACAAAAAAAAUUACCUUAUAAAAAAAAAGGACAUAUUUCGGUUAAAUAAAGUUACCAUUUUCAUUGCAAGAUCAUUGUCUAAGCGUCUGACUUAAAUUAACAAACUUUAUUACUAAAUAAAUAAGAUCAUUAGUUCUGUCCUAUAAGAUUAGGUUAUGAAUGACAACAAAACAAAAAUAAAGUCAUUAUUAUUGUUCUAUGACACCACAGGACAAUAAUAAAAUCAUUAAUGUGUUUACCAAGUACCGUCUGACAUGGUGGAAAAAACUAUUCAAUGAUGAUAUACCUAUUUCAUAUAACUUUAAUAUUUGUUUUUUUUUUUUUUUUGGUAUUUUAAAUAAUAUUGUUUAGAUUCAUACAUUUAUAAUUUAUAAUAUUUAUUAUAAAAUUUUAAACUAUUUUUUUUAUCAAUUAUUCAAUUAUAAGAUAAUAAUGAAUUUUGAAUUUAAAAAGUUAUUUGCAAUUAAUAAUUUGAAGAAGGAACUCAUAAUUUCCAACCAUUUUAUUAAAAAUAACUUAUCAAAUCUGAACAAAUUUUUUCUAAAAUCAAUAAUGCAUUACACAAAAUAAUUUUAUUUUUUACAUAGUAGGAGCUAAAAUUAUUUUUAAAAAUCCCAAUUUCAUUGUACUUGUUUGACCUUUAAUUAUAAAGCAUAAUAACUCUUAUGUAGUAAUUGUAUUUUUUUAUUAUUAGGGUGGUACUGUAAUUGGUUCAGCACGAUGUAUGGAUUUCAAAGAGCGUGUUGGGCGUGUGAAGGCUGCUUGUAACCUGGUUAAACGUGGUAUUACAAAUUUGGUGGUUAUUGGAGGUGAUGGCUCUCUGACAGGAGCUAACCUAUUUAGACAAGAAUGGUCUAGCCUCUUGGAUGAGCUAUUACUGACAUCACAGAUUAAUAAGGCAGAACGGGAAAAAUAUGCACAUUUGAAUAUUGUUGGACUGGUUGGUUCUAUUGAUAAUGAUUUUUGUGGCACUGACAUGACAAUUGGUACUGAUUCUGCAUUGCAUCGUAUUAUGGACGCAAUUGAUGCUAUUGUAUCAACAGCCUAUUCACAUCAGAGAACAUUUAUCAUGGAAGUAAUGGGACGUCAUUGCGGGUAUGUUUGUUAACUUGAAUUAUUAAAUAUUAUAUCAUAAACAAAAAUUAUAAAAACUCCAAAAAUCAGGUGAUUCUAUGAUCUUAAAAUUUAAUAGUUAUCGCAAAGAUUAAGGAUUUUGAUUAAAUCAAUUUUAUUAAUUAUUUUUAAUCAGUUGUAAUUUAUCAACAUUGUCGGCGUUGUAAUUUAAAAAUAAACCCAGAAAUCUCCCUAUUUCUAUGAAUACUAGAUUUUGGUUAGACGAGUAUUGUGUUUUUGAUGUCGAGUAUUAUUUUGUUCGAUUCGAGUCAAGUUAAUCGAAAAUUACGAGUAUUCGAAAAUAAGUAGGGUUGGGUAAAGUAUUGUUUUUUUGAUGUCAAGUCUAGUCGAGUUUAAUUGUACUCGAAAAUUUAAUAAAAUCAAUUAAAUCGAGUCGAUUAUGUGUAUUGCAGGAUGGUCCAUAUUACAGUAGUCACUAGUCAUUAUACAACUAAAUAAUAAACACGUAAAAACAAUAACAUUCUAUUUUUAUAAAUUCAAACAAUGAACCUUCUAGUUAUUUUUCGGGUUUUUCUUAUGAGUUAUCGGAAAUAUUUGGGUUUCGAGAUAUUUAUAGUUUUUAAUAUUUUUCAAACGGUGUAGUAAACAGAGUACAAAAAACACCUUAAUCGAGUUUGAGUAACUUGACAUUUUUUUCAAAGUAAAGUACUCGCCUAACCCUAUUAGAUUAGAUUAAUUUUUUACUUUCACAAUAAUGUUUAACAAUGCUCAAGGUGUAUUGCCCGCAAAAACCAAAUAAAUAUUAUAAUGUAUGUAAGUUACUUGUGACAACAAUGAAAUUUGAUAUUAUUUGUUUACCUAAGUAAGAUUCUUGUAGCAACGAGAAAUUAAAAUUCAAGUGACAGAGCAUGCAGUAUAUAAAUUGAAUUUUAAAACUAGCUUUAAGAUCUUGUCAGUAUUUGGUGUUCCGUGUGGUUAUUUUCAAAAUUUUGUUGAACAUCUAACACACAGGUGUACAAUUGAUUAUAAAUGACCAAUUAUUCAGAAGAAUUAUUAUUGUAUUAUUUAUUUAUUUAGUUUUUUUUUUUUUAUCUUAUCUGGAUGGUAUAAACUAUUAAGUAUUAAAUAUUUAUAUAAUAUAUAGUGUGAGUAAACUGUUAUGAUAAUUUGUAUUAUAUGUAAUAAAAUACAUGAGAUUAUUCAUUUAUUCAUAAGGGCAUACAAGUAAAUUUAUGAUGUGAGACUUUUAUGGAACCUAUAUUUACUAAAUAUUUACUCGUCUAUUAUAUUGUCUAGUUGAUGACUUAAAUACUUAGAUAUCUUAAAUAUAAAUAUAAAUACUUGAAGUUUUUAAUUUAAUUUUGAUAACGUUCCAAUGGUUUUUCUUAUCUUUUUUUUAUGAAAUGUAUUUAUUAGUGGUAGUCAAUUGCUCAUAUAGUUUAAUUUAAUAAUUAUGUGAGAAAUACAAAUAACUUUUUUGUUUUGGAAUUUCUCAUCAAAGGAUCGACGGAAAUCAAAAAAUUCAACACUAAAAUGUAUUUUAAAUAAUAUUCUUUCUAUUUAUGAACUUUUUAAUAUAGGUUGCCAUUUGAAAAUCAAAAGUAGGUAGUGGUUUUACCUCCAAAAAUAAGGGUGACGAAAAUUAACAUAAAUAUAAAAUUGUAGAGCUGCUUGUUUUUUUGAAUGUUAUAGAAAACAAAUUCCGAUAAAAAUAAAUACUUUCCGAGAUAAUGAGUGUAAGCAAUUAAAUGAAUCCCCCAGUAUACAGAGUGUAUUAGGACUAUUUGACUCUGUAUAUAAAAUGUAUUGUUGUUAUUGUUAUUUAUUCAUGUAUAGUAUAAAAGAUUCUGAACGGAGGUUAUACAUAUUUAAAAAGUUCAUAAUAUUUAUAAUUUUAGUAAAAAUUUGAUAUUAAAAUUCUUAUAAAAAAAGAAGAAAAGCACAUUAAUCACUAAGCAUAACUUAUAAUAAACCUGUUAAAUUUUCAAGCAUUUCUGUUUGGUUAUAAUAAUUUUAUCCACAGAAUACCUGCCAAAUAGAAAUUAUGCAAAAUUAAAAUGUCUAUAAUCUAAAAGAGCUGAUACUGGGGAUGGGUGUAAGUAGUAAGUGGGAAGUUGAGAAGAUAGUAUGUAUAAAGUUAUUUAACUAUUGACAAAUUUAGACAAACAUUUAUAAACAAUUUAGACUAAAGUUUGAUAAGACAUAUUUUAAAAUGCCGUAAUUUUUAUGAUUUUCAUCAAAAUUUAAUUUUGUAAAUCAUAAAGUAGAAAAAAUUAUUAGAUCAACCCCACGAACCUCCCUCGAUUACGCUUAUGGAAGGCAGUAAAUAUAAUUGUGGUAGAUUAUUUUACAGUGAAAAAAAGUAAUUUAUAUCCCAUUUAUAGAACUAAAAAACUAUUUAUCAGCUAUGUAUGUUAGAUUUAAAUCUUUAGAAUAAUAUCUAUUACAAAGCUAUUAUUUUAAACAGUGAACAAAUAAAAAGUUAUAAGUAAUAUCUAUACUAUAUAUAAAAAAAAAUUUCAUGACGUGAUUCUGAAUGAAGCAAGGUUAACUACAAUGUAGUAUGUUUAUAAAACUAGUUCAACACUAAGUGCUCUUAAUAAUAAUUUGUUAAGUAUGUGUAUAGGUUUUUAAUGUAUAAAAAUAUAGAAUCAUUUUAAAAUAUAAAAUCAACCAAUUAUAUAAUAGUUAAAACAUAUUAUUUAAAUUUUGAAAAAGUCUGAUAGUUAUAAUAAUUAGCUAAUACAAAAUUAUCAGUUUAAAAGAAAUAUAAAACAAUUUAUGAAUAAUUUUGCUUUGUUAUUUAUAAAAUAAUUAAGUACUUUUUCUUAUUUCUAACUUUAAAUUUAGCUCUAAAAAUUAUAUGCAGUUUUAUUGUAAAAAGUGUUUCUAUUCUAUAUAUAACAUAGAUAUGUUGUAUGUUCUAAGCAUAUAGGUAAUAAUAAUAACUAAACCUAAUUUAGUUUUAUGUCAAUUGUAAUUUUUUGAAUGUCAAUAUUAGUAUGAAUCAUAAACAAUUUUUUUUUUUGCAGGUGUAUAUUUAUAUAUUUAUAUUUUAUUUGCACAGGUGUAACAGUACCAUUUAAUCUUAUUGAGCAAAAAAAAAUUUCCUGUUGUGAGCAGUGAUUUUAUGUGAAUAACGAAAUUUGUGUCUAUUAUUAUUUUUUUUUUUUACUGUUAAUCAAAAAACUGCUUAUAGGUAAAUAAGGUAAAUCAUCAGAAUGUUAUAAGGAACAAAUAUGUUUUUAUAGUUGAUAAGAAGAAAAUCAACAUUGACAAAGUCAUUAGCUGCAAAAUAUAAGAUUGUAUGGAAAAAAAAAUUUUCAAGGGUAAUAAUUUUAGGCUGAGAAUUUAUCAAUAUUUUAUACAUUUAUAUGUUUCAUGGCUAAUAACUUUGUCAAUGUUGAUUUUCUUUUUAUCAACUAUUGGAUUUUAUUUGUUCCUUACUACAUUCUGAUGAUUUACCUUCAUGUAAUUUUUUAACCAGUAAUAAUUGAAGCACUAAAAAAAAAAACUUACAAAUUGCGUUAUUCACUUAAAAUUGUUGUGUACACCUGUAUAAAUAAAAUAUAAAGCUCUACCAGAAAAAAACAAUUUUUUUUUUGUUUAGCCUAUUCUAUGUAGUUGUUGAAUGAUUAAUAUUGAUUAAAUCAUUAGUUAGAUCUUUACAUGUUAACUGCGGUAUGUAUUGAACCUUUCCUGUGUGGAAAUUGUAUUACCUUUAUUACGAGAAUCAUUAUAAAAAUAGUCAGAAUUUUAAUUAAUGACAUAUUUAACAAUGUAAGAGGUCUUACUUACCUAUGCGAAAGCGCAAAAACAAAUGACUUGUUAUAGCCUGGUAUUAUUGGGAGAGCUAAGAAAGUUGACAAAAAGUUGAAGAAAGAAUGACAAGUUGUUAACGCCCAUUGUAGAGAAUGAAUAUGUUUUUUGACAUAAGCUGUUAAUAUUGAUUCCAUCCUUUUUUCUAUGAUUCACAAAUAUUAUUUUUAGUGAACCAGUAAAUGGUGGCUGAAUUAAAUUAGUAUCUGGAGAAACUAUUGGGCUUAUUUACUCAUGCUUUAACAUGUUUUAAAACAUAUUGUAAAAUAAACUAGGUUAAGGUAGAGGUUACCAUUUCAUAAUAUAUUAACUAUUAAUAUCAAAAGUAUGCGUUUGUCUAUAUGUAACAUCAUUACUAUAAAAGGAUCAAUAGAAUUGUGUACUGAAUUCUGUUGUCAUAUAUGUAUUAUUUUAUGUCUGAAUUGUAUCCCUAUGCUAAAAAGUAUGAUAGUACCAAUGUUUUAAUAAUUAAAAAAAAAGCUGAUUCUGCUGAUGAGUGUGCCCCUACUAUACAAAUUAAGAUACAUAGGAUACGCAAUAAGUACCUAUAUGUAUUUAUAUGAAAUUUCUUCGUUCUUGAACUACAGCUAGCGAUCAAAUGUAGCCAUGACGAGUUUCGCACUAUUGUCUGGCUCAUAAAAAAUGAACUCUGAAAAAAAGUGAUUCCAGUGGCAGAUAUGUCUAUAUAAUUUAUAUAACAAAUAAAGAUAUAUUAAAUUGUAAUUUGUAUUUAAAAAAAAUGCAUACAUUAAUAUAAUACUAGUAAAUUAUAAUUUACUUUAAAUAAUUGUUGUAACUUGCCAGUAUAACCUACUUUCAUUCAUCAUAUUCUCUUUUGUACAUAAUAUUUUAAACAUUGGAAUUAUUAAAUAAAUUUACUAAGUACAAAAAAGCAUUAUUGGACAAAUCUGAUCACUUGAAGUAUAAUUAGUUUUAUAUUGCUAUAAUUAAUAAAUGAAUAUUAUUAUAAUAUAAGUUAAGUAUUUACUAUAAUACUAAAUAAAAAAACUACACAAAGUUUCAAAAAAAAAAAAAAACCUGACAGACUGACCUUAUUGUUGUGGAUACAACAGAUAUACUUCGCACGAUGGGUGGGCCACUGUUAUAUGUGAGAAAUUGGGAAGGUAGAGAAGAAUUUUAAUGUAUAUCUGUACAAAAUGACUAAUCAUUGCUAAUGAAAAACAUUUCUGAGCAAAGUUUGAUUAUAUAUGAUGUGAAAAACCGUAAAAUUUAAGAUUUGAAGCUAAUACAUUUCUUAAAUGUUUCCAUUUUUCCUAUGUUUAUUCCCGAUUUUUCCCAUUUAAUAUGAAAACUUCUAAGAAAAUCAAAAAGUGACCUCCCUAAAGUACCAUCCCAGUCAGAUUUCAUUUUAGAAAAAGUGCUACGCUUAACAAUCAGAAGAAAAUUUGUCCACAGAAAAAAAAUAGAAAAAUAAUAAAUACCUAAUUAAACAUCAUAAUAAAAUACAAGUUUACAAAUUUAAUAAUAAGUGUUAGCAUUAUUUUAACCAAUUUUUUUUUUGUUGAGUAGCAAUAUUGUAAUAUAUUUUAUCAAAAGUAUGCAUUUAUGAAAUUUACUGUUGGUGUAAAAUAUCUUGUGUACUUUUUUUAAAAUGUUAUGUUAUUAUAUAACAGGAUGUUUUAAAUUUAUUAUUUUUAGUAAAUUAGUGUAUUUUUACAGUUAUAAUUUGAGACAAUUAUUUAAAUUUUUUAGUUAAUAAGUUUUUUUGUUUGACACACAACAGUGUUAAAAUUUAUGUGCUAGUUUUACAAAUUUUUGAAGAAUGCUUUUUUUUAUGUCUAUUUAUAUUUUUUGUUCUUAUUUUGUAAUUAACCAGUAACAUACAACCAAUUGAAAAUUGUAUCUAAUAAAAGCUAUGCUAUAAUAAAAUAUAUGCUUAUAAAAUCAGUCAACUUCAACAGCUGGAACUGCACAAAUAUUUAUUUCUCACUUUUACAGGUAAAUUUGUUAUGUAUAUGUGAACCUUUUUUUGUCACAGUUCAAAAAUUCAAAAAACUAUUCUUAUAUAAAAUCUGGAAUAAAAAUAAUGAGUUUCUAUUUGAAAAUAAUACAUUGUGGUUUUUUUAGAUAUAAAGAAAAAAGUUAAAAUAUAAAAAUAUAUAUAAAUGAGAUACCUGUUAAAUAGAAAUAAUUUGAUAUUGAUUGUAGCAAAUAAUUCAAUAUUUAUUUUAUUUAGUAGGCUAUUUGAAUUUUAUAAAAUAUUAGUAUUUUAUUGUUAAAGGGGUUAUUUUUUACCAUAAAUUCAAGUCUUCAAGUUCAAGUCUUAUUUUGAUUAUAAGAACAUAUAUUCUUUUUAAACUUUAUUUAUUAUUUUCACUUUUGAGAAUUAAGUAUUAUUCUAACCUAUAUUUAAUUGUGUAAGUGGAAUGAGAACUUUAUUUAAUUUUUAUAACAGGAUUAUUAAUUUCUUAAAAAACUGGUUAAAAAAAAUAUAUUGUUAUUAUCUGCUAGACUCUAGAUCAAGGUGGUCCAACUUUUUGUAGUUGGCGGUUCAAUUUAUACUUUCAUAAAAACAUUGGGGGCCACAAAAAAAGAAUCAAGAAAAAAAGUGAUAUUAUUGUGUAUAUUUUAUUUUUUUUAAUAUACAAAUUGUUGCAUUACAGAUUAAUAUUAACAUAUAAUUAAAUAGUAUAAAUUAUAAAUAUAAAACUAUACAAUCUAAAUUUAUACGAUUUUGUUAUAAUAUUAUUGUGAUUUAAUUUUUAAUUAUCAAAAAAAAAUAAUUGAUUUAAUUGUGGGGGGGCCUAAAAAAAGUCUUCGAGAACUGUCUGAGACGACCACCCUGCUCUAGAUGAUUGAGUAACUUUUUUAGUAAUGAAUUAUUUAUUAAUUAUUUGUUAAGAUCAUGAUUAGUUAGGUUAUUACGGGGUUAAAUGUUAGUUGGUACUAUAAAUAUAAUGGUCUAUAAAUUUGCAAUUUGUUAAUUAAUCCAAAAUUAUUCUGAGGUAUUUAGGCUUUCAACUAUGAUGUUUUUGCAUAUUAUUAAAAAUAACAUCUAAUUUCUUGUUUUUCGGAUGGAAUAAACACAUCUCAGCCUUUGUUCGGUUGAGUUUGAAAUACUACUUAUAGAAGUAUUAGUUUAAUGUAUGAAGAUCAGCAUUAAGUAUACUACUACCAUUUUUAAUUUCCUUUCUUUGUAAAAUAAUUCUAAUAUUGUCCAUAAAUUAGACUUAAUGCUCUGUCGUAUCGUGUAUAUUACUUAGAAAACAAAUUGAACAAGGUUGUUGGUGCCAACAUUGAUCUCUAAGGGAGCUGGUGGUUUGCUGUACUCCAAUGAUUUCCUUUAUGGCCUAUAAACCAUAUUUUGUAGUGUUAAUUUAUUUUUACAAACCACAACAUUGAUAACUUAAUUAAUGAGGCCAUGUCUACACAAUAUCAUACAUUGCAGAGAGGUGCAUUGCAAUGGUUUUCAAAUUAAUUUGAAAUCUUGCAUCUAUUAAAGUUAUGAGUACGAGAGUUUCUAAGAGUUUGUAAGUGGGUGUUAUUCAGUUUUUCGUAUUAUUAUUUUAAUAAUUUUUCAUGAUUAUGUACAGAAAAUAUAUAAUAUAAUAUAUGAGAAAUUGUAGAUUGGGUAAUAAUGUGAACAUAUAGUGAAUGAUAAAUCAUUAUUGGUUUGUUUAAUUUCUUUUGAGCUAAAAUAAAAUAAGUAUAUUGAGAUUUUGUUUAAAAUACAAAAGAUUAAUAGGCACCAUUUUAUAUUUUUAAUAAAAACAAAGUCAAUCAAGUUUUGAUAGUGAAUAUUAUAAAGCCGAGUUAAUAUUCUUUAAUCAAAUAUGAGUAAUAAAAUACUUUAGAAUUUGAAUAAAUGUUUGUAUUGCACGUCUUAUUAAAUUACAUUUUAUCUACAAACAUUAUUUUGACUUUUAAAUAUGGCUAGUAUUGAUUGUGUAUAAUUUGUAUUAUGCUUUAUUGAAUUUUAAUUGCUAUAUUAUAUUGUUAUUAUAAUUAACUCGAAUAGUCAUAGAAUCACCUAAAGUAGAGUUCAAUUUAUUGUUAUUUAUUAGGUAAUUGAAAUUGACAAAUAUUUAAGGAAAUACAAUUGUAGCUAAGUCAAUUAUUAUAUUUCAUCUGUCAAAAAAAAAAAAAGUAAUAUUAUACAGUGAAAAUUUGUUGGAAAAUAAUUUAGUUAAUUUUUUUAAAAUUACUACCACCUAAUUACAUUUUACUAAUUCUGUAAAUAGUUCAAUAUGUGCAUAUUGUAUAUGUACAUUUUAUUCUCAAAAAUCGUUUUUUAAAAUCUCUGAUUAUACAAUAAAAAAUGUAUAUAUUUAUACAUUAGAGUUUAUAAUAAUCAGUAGAAAUAUUCAUGUUUUUCUAAUCAUAAUGCAAUUGACUUAGCUUUGGUUUUCAGUUUUUCUAUUGUGUUUUGAUAGCUAAAAUUGUUUAAUUAUUUAAUAACCACUACCGCAUUUCAACUUGGUAUACUUCUUAAGUUUUAUAACAAAAUAAAAGUGAUUGAAGUGUUCUUGUUUCAAGUUUAAUAACGCCGCUGUUGCAUAUAAAGGUACCUUGCACUUGUCACAGCCCUCACUAGUGAAGCUGACUACGUGUUUAUACCAGAGAUGCCUCCACCACAUGAUUGGCCGACCAAACUUUGCACCAAAUUAGAGCAGGCAAGGACAAUAUUUUAGAAAAAGAAAAACCUAUAACACUGUUACCUGAACUUUAACUUUUCAAAUACGUCUAUACACCUAUAAAUACACAUAUUAACAACAUUAUUUGCACAUUAUUCUACUAAAGCAUGAUUGUUUUCGUGUUAUUUUAUUUGUCUUCCUUAACUUUAGUGCUUAACUAUUUUUGUUUUUUUCUUGCCUGAACAUAGAUAAGGUCAUAGGAUGUCCACCAUAACAUGAAUUAAUCGUACAAAGGCAAUAAGUCAGAUUUAUUUGUGGCUAUAUGUUGUGUUAGGUGAAGUGUAGUUGCAAAACUUUAUAAGUUAUAAUAUCUAUAAUCUAUAUUUUAUAUUUAUUAUCUUUAUAUUAUAUUAUAAUAUAUUAUUGUACCUACUACUUAUGUUAAAUGUAUAAAAUGUGUUUAUUUACGUAUAAAAUCUACAUAAUAAUAUAAUAUUAAUUAUGUAAAAUGUUUUAUCCGUGAAUUAUUUCAAAUACUAAUUGGAUGUUAAGCAGAUAUAUUUGGUGGUAGUAUGCUAUAUUAAAUGAAUGUGCAGGUAUUUAGCUUUGGUUACGGCAUUGGCGUCAGAAGCCGAUUUUGUGUUCAUCCCGGAAUGGCCACCUCACCAAGAUUGGGCAUCGAAAAUGUGUAAAAAAUUGCAACAGGCAAGACUGACUUCUGUUUUACAGCAUUACAAUACAAUGCAUGAGUGUAUUAGUCUUUCAAUGUGUUAUCCUUAUAUACAUCAUAUUAUUAAUUAUACUUUUAUACUGCAGAUUAUAAAUACACAUAAUAAAUGUUUAGGUAUAAUUUUGGUAAAAAUUUGGGUUUUGAUAAAUUAUUUAUAGUAACUUGUUUUAUACAAAUUUUUAAGUAGUUGGUUAAAAUAUUUUUUUUUAUUCAGAAAAAUAUAUGACAUAUUUUUUAAAAAUAUUAUUGGCUAUAAAAUAACAUUUUCUUGAUAUUCAAGAUUGAAUUAAAUUAUUAUAAAGUAAAAUUAGUUAAAAAAGUUACUUGGAGGAUUAGGAAUAAGAAUAAUUAUUUCAAUAAUAUUAUUUUUCUCAAAAUUGUUUUUUUUUGUAUUCUAAGUUAUAAUUGGUUCAAAUUUGAAUGAUUAAUAAAGAAUAUAAUUCAAUUGCAUUUUUUUCUUUAUUGGGAUUUAAAAAAAACACAAUUUUUUAUGGUCAUUUUAUAUUCUUAUUUAUUUAAAAUCUAAAUUAAUUUGUGAAUAAAUCGAUUAUUGAUACGUGAAAAGAUAUUUAUAGAACCUCAAAAAAAAGAAUACAAAUUAUUUUAUAUUAGUUUAAAAUAUUAAAUGUCAAUAUUUUUUUGAAGAUGAAAAAUCCAUUAAACUACAAAUUUAAUUAAAACAAAAUAGAAAUCACUAAUGAUUUUUGUGAAAAUAUGAAUAAAAUGAAUUUUAUUUUUAAUGUUAACUUUAUAUUUUUACAAUAUUGUUUAUAAAUAUUAUUUGAUGCUAAUUGUACAUAGUUUGUUAAAAUUUUAAAAUUAAUUUUCUUAUUUUUUCAAAUUUAAGUAACUAAUUGUUAGUUUUCUUUCUAUUAAAGGUAGAAACCUUUAAUACCUGUAAUUUGUAUUCUAUUUUUGUUUUUUGAUAUACUGCAUAAGUAUUUAGUAAUAUUACUCCUCUAGUGGUGGAUCUAAGUUUUUUUUUUUUUGGGGGGGGGGAAAUUUUAGUUUUAUACAUUUUCAGUUUAUUUAUAAAUACAAACUAUAAAUUAGUUACUUAUCAUGUUAUUAAAACAUACUUAUCAAAAUAGAUAUCAAGUCUUUUAUAAAAUAUAUUUUUUAAAUUUGUUAUUAUUUUACGUCACAACUUUUUAAAAAUACCUAAUUUACUAACCUAGGUGCUUAGUCAAUUGGGAAGAGGCUUCUAGACCCCCUUUGUAAAUCGGCCACUGCAUUCUUAAGUUUUAACAAAUGAUAAAUAUUAAGAUUUAUGUAAUAGUUUUUAUAAGUGACUGAAAUAGUAAUAAACUAUAGAUUAUAUUAUAUGAAGGAGUAGCGAUAAUUUUAAGUGCUUGAAGUAUUAUGCUUGUAUUAGUCUUUGGUAAAUAUUUUAUAACUAAUUGGGAGUAUUUUUUGCUUAUUAAUUUGUGUAAUUAUUGUUAAAUCUAUUAUUUUAAAAAUAUUUUUAUUGAGACUGUAGAGGCUUUUAAAAGAUUACAAUAAUUAUCAUAAAUCAGAUCUAUUUUAGGUCAUGAGAAUGAAAAGAUCAAGCUCUUUCUGGGUCUUAAUACCAUAUUUAGUGGGAAAUUAUAUUUAUUUACAUUGGAUUUAAUUUGUUAGUUUUUUUUUUUUCAUUCGCAUACAAGUAUAUUAAAUAUAUUUCUAGAAAUAUUUUAGUUUGCUUUUGUCUUAAGGCGGAUCUGAGAUAACCAAAGAAAAUGCUAAUUAACAUUAGUUAUUAAUCAUUGAUCUAAUAGAGUAUUCAUUAAGUACACAACACAUUUUGUGUAUUAAUGCAACAAUACUUUUAAGUAAAUAAUUAUACAAUUUUUAACAAUGAUUUAUUGCCAAACAAAUUUUCAUCAGUUAUUAUCCUAGAUUCUAAACCAAUUGAUAUAUUUUGACACUGUUGUAAUUCGAGCCUGCAUGCUAUGGGAACUUUUUAGUUGUACUAAGCAUGUUAGAAUUGCAUUGCAUUUCUUAUUGUUUAUGUUAUACUCAUAUUACUUUUAUUCAUUUUAUUACAAUUGAAAAUAAUAUCAAUUCAAUUUUAGUAUUGGUAAAAAAAGCUUAGCCAUUUAGGUUUUUCUAUCAAUCAGUAUUAUUAUAUAUUAUAUAUAUUGUAUUAAAUAAGUUUUUUAUAUCCAUUCGUGCAGCUUUACAGGUUGUACUUAAUUUUUACAAAUUUUUAAAUUUUCUUAGUAUAAUUAUCAUUAUUAAAAAUUAUUCAAUUAUUUUCUUAAGCAAAAUAAUGGUUGUUUGUUGUUGAACACACGUGAUGGAUAACACUAUUUUUUUUCAACUUGAGCUUUUGGGAUAACGCAAAUUUUGAUUACUAAAUAUGGCAAUUUAUAUUCAUAAUACAAUACUUUUAGGAACGUACAGCAGGUCAGCGGUUGAAUAUAAUCAUUGUAUCUGAAGGUGCUAUUGACCGCAAUGGUCAACCAAUUACAGCUGAAAUGGUGAAAGAAGUGGUAGUUGCCAAAUUAAAACAAGAUACACGGAUUACAGUCUUGGGUCACGUCCAGAGGGGAGGCGCUCCAUCAGCUUUUGACAGAGUUUUGGUAAAUACCUUUUAAAAUAUAUUUUUUUUUUCUAUAUUUUGUUUACAAUAUAAAGUUUAGUAAUACUCAUCUAAUCACAUAGUUAAUAUUUCACUAUCACAAUGUCCAUGUGUUUCCUAGGGGUGCAGAAUGGGUGCUGAAGCUGUGAUGGCCCUAAUGGAAGCCACUCCGGAAACUGAAGCUUGUGUUGUAUCCUUAGACGGCAAUCAGGCAGUGCGUUUGCCAUUAAUGGUGUGUGUUGAAAAGACCAAAGCCGUAGCAAAAGCAAUGGCUGAUAAACAAUGGGAGUUGGCUGUUCAACUCAGAGGAAGGUAAAAAAAAACAUCAUAUACAUUCUUAUUAGUUCUUACAAUUAGUAUAGUAAAAUGUUUUGUUCAUUGAAAAGGAAUUGUGACUAUUAUGUCUACUUAAUAAUUAUUGUUCCAAUCUAGAUAAUAAAUACAGUGUAUCCCCCUGUGUUCGUGUUCAAUGGAUUUUUCUAGUGCUGCUAAUAUUAAUUUUUUUUUCUUUCAAUCGGUUCGUCUUUGAGGAGUACAUUGAUAUAGAGAAAAAUUAAAUUUUUAUUUUCAAUUCCUAAACACAAAAAAAAAAAAAAAAAAUAACUAUUCACUUAAGAAAAUGUUCUAUAUUAAAAUCAAUUUUAAUAGUCUAUGUAUGUAGUUUAUAGCUUGUAAAUUAUGAAAUAGUUAAGAUAUCUGUACUUAAACAUUAUUUAAGAUUGUUAUUUUCUAAUUGGUUAGCAUAUAUUAUACUCAGUGUUAGAAAUCUAAUUUGGUAUACUAAUGUGUUGAAUUAGUAUAAAUUUGUUGACCAUAUAAUGGUCAUGCUGGGAAAUUUAAAUAGUUUGGAUGAUUAAGCCCUGAAACUAGUUGCCAGAAUUAAUGUUUGCUAUUAUUUUAUUACAAACCCAUAGGAGUUUUGCAAGAAAUUUGGAUACUUACAAAAUGCUGACACGUUUAAAGCCUCCUCGUUCUGCGUUUGAUGAAAUGGGACGUGGACUGGUAAGUUAAUAAUUUUCUAUCAUAGUAUUUUUUAUACACAAACUUGUUUAUUGACUCUUAUUAAUCUAUGCAAUGUUAUUUGAAAUUAUUUUUUCAUGCAUUUUCCUUUAGAGUUUAAAUCGAGUAAGUAAAUUUAAAUUCCAAUUAUAUUACAAAUAAAACACUAUGCACAAAAAAAUCACCUAAAAUUAUUGUUUUUAUAACAGCAAGACACGCUUUGGGGUCAGGUAAGAUAACUAGUGGAUGAAUUUGGUGUACAGUGUUAAAGCUUUAUAGUGCAUUAUUUAAAAUUUAAACAAAUUUGCAGUAAAAACCAUAUACUAUAUUCAAUAUAUUUAGAAUGGUUCUUUUUUCAUAGUAUAAUGAGUUUAUAACAAGUUUCUUAGUUUUUUAAUAGUUUUAUUAAUAUUUAUUACUAGGGCUGGGAUAUCGGUGUACUUGGCAUUUUUAUCUAAGGCUUGCUGUACGAUGCUCAUAUUGUCACAAAUUAGUUUCAUUUACUUUUGAACGAGAAUAAGAAAGUUUAUUCUACAUUUAUUGACAAAUUUCAGUGUUUAAUUUUCUUUAUUUUCUAGAGCAUUUUAGGGAGCAUUUUUUGAGUUUUUAAAUCCAAAAUUUGAACUUAAAAUUUUAUCUUAAGAUUUUCACACACUAAUAUGGUUUUUCUAUAAACCAUAAACCAUAUUAAGUUGGAACUCAUAUAAUACGAUACAAUAUUUAUGAAUAGACAGUAAUAAUCUCAAAAUCUAAAUAAUGAAGGUUAAACAGAUAACUUCUAAGACAAAAUCAACGUGGUGUUUUUAGAAUCAUUAGAUAGAUUUUCUAUUAAUAAUCAUGUUGGAGCAAUAAAAUAAACUUUAUUUUUCAGUACUAGUUUUUUUAUUCUUAAGUGAAUCUAUAAUAUUAUAAUUUAUAUCAAAAUUAUUAAAAAUAACAUAGUUUUAGUACAUUAUUUAGAAUUUCCAGAGCAUUAAAGUAUUUUUCAGGGUUUUAUAGGGCAUUAAAUUCCCAGCCCUAUUUAUUAUUAUUCAUUUGAGUGUGUAAUAUAAUGAUUGGGCUUAAGUUUUAGUUUAUUGCAAAUUAAUUUUCUACAGAUAGUAUUAUGUUUGUAUAUUUAUAAUUUGAAGUUAAAAAUUACAGGAAGGUUAUACCCUUGCAGUAAUGCAUAUUGGAGCUCCUGCAUGCGGUAUGAAUUCUGCUGUGCGUUCGUUUGUACGAAAUUGUAUCUACAGAGGUGAUACCGUUUAUGGAAUACAUGACGGUGUGGAAGGUUUAGUUGCAGGAAAUGUUUGUAUUUUCAUUUAUAAGUGAAUAUCAGACAUAUCAUAAUAUUAUGUUCGUCGCUUAGAUUCAAGUAAUGCAAUGGUCUGAUGUCACUGGAUGGGUCGGUCAAGGAGGUGCCAUGUUGGGAACAAAACGUACUCUUCCUGAGAAAAGAAUGCCUGAAAUCGCUGCUAGACUAAAAGAAUUUAAUAUCCAAGCCCUUUUGAUAAUUGGAGGUUUUGAGGUUGAAAACAUUCUAUACUUAUAUCAAUAAUUUGUUGUACUUACAUUUUAAUUAUUUUAGGCAUACCAAGCUGGUGUACAACUGGUUCAAAAUCGUAGCAAGUUCCCGGAAUUCUGUAUACCAAUGGUUAUUAUACCAUCAACUAUAAGUAAUAACGUACCUGGUACAGAAUUUUCAUUGGGUUGUGAUACUGCACUAAAUGAAAUUACUGAGGUUUGUUAUUUUAUAAUCAAUAAUAACAUUUAGCCAAUUAUUAUUUAAAAUAGUUUUUCAUUAUAUUAUGGUUAUUUAUCUUUGACUAAGUAGCUUUUUUAUAAAUAAAGCUUUUGUAGUAAAUCUAAUUUGUAAAAUUGUUGACCGUGUUUUAUUUUAUGUUCAGAUUUGUGAUAGGAUUCGGCAGUCUGCUCAAGGUACUAAGCGACGUGUAUUUGUUAUCGAAACCAUGGGAGGAUACUGUGGUUAUUUAGCUACUGUUGCUGGACUGGCUGGUGGUGCUGAUGCUGCUUAUAUUUAUGAAGAGAAGUUCACCAUUAAAGAUUUGCAAAAUGAUGUAUACCAUAUGGCUUCGAAAAUGGCUGAAGGUGUUCAGCGUGGUUUGAUAUUAAGGUUAGUUUAAUAAAAUAAAACAAGAAUAAUUGUUUAUAAGUUUAAAUUUCAUUUGGAAAUUGUAUUUUUAUUUUCAGAAAUGAAAAAUGUAGUGAAAACUAUAACACAGAUUUUAUAUUUAGACUUUAUACGGAAGAAGGAAAAGGAUUGUUCAGCACUCGAAUGAAUGUUUUAGGUAGUUUGCAUAGAUAAUAACCAAUUACUCACAUAAUUGAUUUUUAUUAUUAUUAAAAAUUAUUUGAAGAUAUGUAAUAAUAAUUACAAUAAUAUAUUUAAUAAAAUCAUUAUUGUUAUUUAAAUUUUUUGUUUUCCAGGCCAUAUGCAACAAGGUGGCUCGCCCACUCCAUUUGAUCGUAAUAUGGGUACCAAGCAAGCAGCAAAGUGUGUUGAAUGGCUAGUUGAAAAAUUAAGAGAAUCUACCAGACCGGACGGAACUAUUUACACUGAUAAUCCAGAUACAGCUGCAAUGAUGGGCGUUAUAAGACGACAGUAUCGUUUUACACCUUUAACUGAUUUGGUGCCUGUUACUAAUUUUGAGUGAGUGGAGUAAUAUUUUUAAAAUGUCAUUAUAACUUAUUUCAUGGUAAUAAUAUACUAUUAGAAAGAAACCAAUUACAAAUAGUGUAAUCUAAAUUAUACACAUUUAAAAAAAAAGAAAAAUAAGACAAUGGGGACAAGUGCAGCCACUGAUGUAGGUAGGAGUUUGGAAGGUAGGAUAUAGAUGGGAAUUUAAUGCAUAUUUGUAAGCAACGAUAAACCAUUGUUUACAAAAAAAACAAGUUCAGUUGAUAUAGAUGCUUUGUCAACAAUAUAUAUGUCAUUUUGUAGUAAAUAAUUAAAUAAGCUUUAUAUAUUUCCUUUAAUAAAAUUAGUUUAAUGUUGUACCAAUUUUCCUAGUUUUCUUACGUUUAUCUGGGUUUUUCACAUUUGCUGGUAAAACUCUUGGGAAAAUCAAAAAAUUACCUCUUUAAAGUUCCUCCUUAAUGAGAUUUUCUUUUAGAAACAUUGCUGUCAUUAAAAAUCAGAGCAAAAUUGCUGGUAGAAAAGUUGUACCACAGAAAAAAGAAACACUGUAAAACUAUAAAAUAUAAAUUUCAGUAUAUGUUAUAUAAUAUUAAUUUUUUGAUUAAACAUACACUGUUUAUUGUUGUCAUUAUUGUUGAAUGGUUUUGCUAAUUAUUUUGGAUUUUCUUAAUUUACAGACAACGUAUAGCAAAGACUCAAUGGUGGUUAAAACUAAGACCACUCUUACGUAUACUUGCUAAACACGAUAGUGCUUACGAAGAGGAAGGCAUGUACAUAACUGUUGAAGAAGGAUUAGAGGCAGAUACGUUACUGGCUUAG
Cinara cedri is the source of this 19562-nucleotide messenger RNA. NCBI's taxonomy places the organism in Eukaryota, Metazoa, Arthropoda, Insecta, Hemiptera, Aphididae. The record is from the annotation of a GenBank genome assembly.